AUGUGUGUCUGCCAUAUAACGCGCUGGCUUGUUGUCAUCUGGCUCAUCGUGUCCCUGGUCCAUCUGCAGGCCAAUGCUCUCCUCCAGUACUCCGCUGCUGAACUUUUAAAACUUCGGCACCACGUCCCCGCUCCUCUUCAGCCACCGGAGCGCGGACAUGACAUCCCCCCGGGCAUCGCCUUCCAGCCCCGGCGGCGUCAUUUCACCCGUACCACAUGUUACGCAGAUUUACAGAGGUGA
Knipowitschia caucasica is the source of this 240-nucleotide messenger RNA. The record is from the annotation of a GenBank genome assembly. Lineage: Eukaryota; Metazoa; Chordata; Actinopteri; Gobiiformes; Gobiidae.